GAUUCAAACCUUUUUCAACUAACAUUAUAGAGCCGAGACUCAAACCUUUUUGGCGAGCCGUGUAAUUCAACUUCGAUAAUUAAUAUCUCAAAAAUUAAGACGAAUUUAAUGAAACGCUUGCAAAUGAAUCAAUCAUUUUUCAACGUGGUAUUACUGUGUUUAACUGUCAAGGAAAAUGUUCCUACAAUUUUUGUGUCUUUUGAGGAGGACGAGCCUCUUGUUUGAAGGAACAAGUGCAACGGCGCGACUUUCAGCUUUUAUCGAUUUUUGUGAUCAUGGAAAGCAUGAUCAAUAACAAUGGUAUUAAAAAAGAACAACUGCGCUGUUUCGUUUGCGAGGCCGACGUUCAGGGACGCUAUUACUAUUUGGCGGCAUGCAAAACGCAAAGUUCGCGAUCGAAGGUGAUCGAGAAACUCGGCGAGCUGGUGGGCGAGAGAUACAUGGUCGUGAUAUCGGAGGACGACGUGAUCUGUCGCAGUUGCGCCAAUCACAUUAACACUCUCGACAGGCUCGAGACGGAAACACGCAACGUUCGGGAUCAUAUCUUACGAUUUCUAGAGCGAAAAUAUAGCCUGGAGGAGGGGGAACUUCUAGGCAACAGCGACAAACCGAGACCGAGUCAACCGCCGCAGAUUACAAAGAGCACCAGCGUGGAGAUUGUCGGUAGCUGCAUCAAUCGUAGCAGAGUUGACGCUAAAAUCUACAACAGAAAUCAGCAGCAACCGAAGCAUUCUCGCUCCCACCUGCAAUGCGACAAGUGUAAAUACACCACGCAUCUCAACUCAUUUAUGAUGUAUCACAUAAGGGAUCACUUGAAGCAGAAGAAAAUCCGUGAUAAAUAUGGAAUGCGUGUUCCUAAAGGGCAAGAGAGAAUGCUGCAUAAUUGUCGAACAGUCGUGGAAGAAGAAUCGGGAAGAAGUUACGAGAAAGAUAAUUUUAAGAUUAUCGGUGAUAAUUCUAUGGACUUGCUACUCUUUCCGAAGAUAACACGACAAAUUUUACCAGCUCAGACCUCAUCGCCAUUGAUAGGUGCACCAAGCUGUGAAUAUAUUUCCAAUAUAUUGUUGUCAGGUGGGAACGACAAACUCUCGCUCUGUGAUGAAUUACUGGGAGUGCAUUUUAAGCCGGGCAACCGUUUCUUUCGUAGGAGAUAACCUUCCUACGUCCUCCAAGCAGUAGACUCCCUCUUUUCAUCCAAUGAAAGUGGGUGACGUUGAAAUGGACAUCUCGAGUGAAAAGAUGAUGACGAGAAUAUCGGGGAAAACAUAAGAGAAAAUGCGAAACUGAAGCGAACUCCAAUCGGAUGAUGUUUUAAUACAUUGAAUUACAAAUGUUA
This is a messenger RNA of Dinoponera quadriceps, 1336 nucleotides long. RefSeq lists its product as uncharacterized. The record is from RefSeq and is a predicted model, not a curated record. The coding region runs from base 276 to 1154 and encodes 292 amino acids. The transcript has 4 exons. NCBI's taxonomy places the organism in Eukaryota, Metazoa, Arthropoda, Insecta, Hymenoptera, Formicidae.